AUGUCGUCGCCCAUUGACAACGAAGCAGCAGCCGCCCCAGCCCGGCCUGCCACUAAUCGCCUCGUCAACACCGCCGCCCGGCUCGCCAUCACCCAUGCCGCCCCUCGCAUCGAGACCCGCAUCGCAGCCUCACAACUCCCCUUUGCCCAAGCAGACGUCAUGCUGCCGCACACAACAUCCCGGUGGUGGGGCUGGACGCACUACGGCAUCUUCCUCCCGCUGCUGCCGGAGCCGUACCGCUUUCUCAACUUCAUGACCUUUAUCGGCGCCACAGGCACCGCGUGCUUUGACAACGACUACCUCGCCACCAAGCCGGACGCGCGCAACACCGCCACGGUGCUCUCGGCGACGGCGUACGGCGACGACCACCACUACGAGGCGUACGACGCCUCGGCAAACUGCGACUUUCGCCCCGACGGGUCUCGACUAGCCUGGGGCGACGACCUGGUCAUAGAGCGCAAGCACCCCCAGUAUACAGUGGCGGGCCGGUACAGCCACAUGAGCGUCGAUGUCGUGGUGCGCGCGACGGACCAGGUGUCGUACUUUACCAAGAUGCCGAUUUACGACCACUUUAGCGUGCUGGCAACCUACCACGGCACCAUCAAGGACAUCCGUGGCACCACGCCAAUCUCUGGCCUGUGCACCGUCGAGUACGGCCGCUGCAUCACGCCGCAGGCGCUGACGCGGACGCCGCUCCGGCCGUCGCUCAAGCUCCCUGUCACGUUCUUCACGUACCAGAUUGCGAACCUGGACGCGACGACGCAGCUGCUUCUGACAAAGGUCACCGGCGCCGGCGCCACGCUGUGCCUGCUGUCGCAUCUGCGGACGUUGGGUGGAAAAGCCCGGGUUUUUGAAAAGACGAAGCUGGAGGUGCUAGAGUAUGUGGACAAGCGUCUCGUGGAUGUGCAGGGGCGGAGGAUGAGGGUGCCCAGGAGGAUGCGGUGGACGGUGGAUGAGGACGGCGGAGAGAGGCUGUUGAGGCUCGAGGCGAGUGUGGAUGCGCCGUUUCGGUAUGGGCAUGGCCAGGGCUACGUGAGCGCGUACACGUUUAGCUGCGCUUGGGGAAGUAGGGAGUUGAACGGCACUGGGUAUCUGGAAUGGAUUGACCUGGAGGGGUGA
This is a messenger RNA of Akanthomyces muscarius, 1119 nucleotides long. RefSeq lists its product as uncharacterized. Lineage: Eukaryota; Fungi; Ascomycota; Sordariomycetes; Hypocreales; Cordycipitaceae. Bases 1 to 1119 code for a protein of 372 amino acids. The transcript has a single exon. The record is from RefSeq and is a predicted model, not a curated record.